Kogia breviceps (pygmy sperm whale) is the source of this 5139-nucleotide messenger RNA. NCBI's taxonomy places the organism in Eukaryota, Metazoa, Chordata, Mammalia, Artiodactyla, Physeteridae. The record is from RefSeq and is a predicted model, not a curated record.
GGGGCAAGAGCCUGCCUCCCAGCGUCCCCGGAGAGGUCUACCCCGAUGAUGCUGGAGGACACCGUCCUGAGCCCCAUGGCCAGCAAAGAAGACCGGGCGCUGACCGUGCACGGGGGAGGCCGGCGGGCCUCACCCAUCCCCGUGCCUGCCCGCGUCCGAGAGAUAGUGGCUGGCAGCCUAGGCGAGGAGCCGCCCCAAGGGGUGCGGGAGCCGCCAGCCGCCGCGGCCCACGUGCGGGAGGAACACGAGCUCCUGCGGGAGGAGCCGUCCCGGCUGGAGGAGCUGCUGGCCCAGGCGGGGGCCGAGCCGGACGAGCUGGCCGGCAGGCACCACGCGGUCAGCGAGCGGCUGCAGGCCCGGCUGGAGGCCACCGAGGCGCGGCUGCGGGGGUCAGAGCAGGAGCUCAGCGUCGACCUGGAGGAAGCCCUCGGCCAGCUAGAGGCUGCCGAGCAGAGGAGCAUUGGCCUCUCCCAGGUGAACACCCUCCUGCAAGAACAGCUCGGACACAUGAAGAAGGCCAACGACACGCUGGCCCAGGAACUGGCCGGGACGACGGGCAGCGUGCUCCGUCUGCGGGCCGAGCUGGAGCUGCGGGAGAGGCAGCGCUGGACCCAGAGAGAGACUCGCGCCGGGGGGCACCAGGAGGUCCUCCUCCUGCAGAGGCAGGUCACAGCCCUCCGUGGACACCUGGCUGAGCUGUGUGCGGCCACCGAGAGGGGCCUCGCUGACAUGACAGUGGACGCAGCCAGGACGGCCCAGCGCCUGCACGCGGCCUGCCUGAACCUCGGCUCCAACCUGCGGCUGACGGCCAGCCGCGCAGCCAGCGCCCUGGCUCAGCAGCUGCAGGACACGGUGCGGGAGAUGCUGCAGCUGCAGGGUCACUGGGACGCCGAGGAGGUGGCCCUCCAGGCCAGACUCCGGGAGCAGACGUUGCUGGUGGGGAAGCUCACAGAGCAGAACGCAGACAGGGAGGAAACCAUCUCCUCCCUCGGAACGGAGGUUCGGGAACUGCGCCCGCCGCCAGCAGGAGUCCCAUCGCGGUGGAGGCCGGCCCUGGGAGACUCGAGGGCUGAGGUCCAAUCCCUGCAGCUCACCUCGGACAGCACCACAAAGGUGGCGCAGGCAGACGCGGGGUGCCCGGAGCCAGCCUGCGGCGGCGGCACCCAAGGCCGGGAGGCGCAGGGCCAACCAAGGAGCCCCCCACGGGCCGCGUCCCCCGCACGGGCCUGCCCCCCGGCCGCCCCGGACCCUGUGCUGCGGGCUGGGCAGGUGGCCAUUGAGCAGGAGCUGUGCCAGCGGCCGGAAUCCUCCGAGGCAGCGGCCGCCGGGCUCCACGAGCAGCCGUCCGAGAGCCAGCGGCAGCUGCGGGCCUCGCGGAGGCUCCUGCAGAAGCAGGCCCGGGAGCGCCAGGGCGUCCCGGGCAAGCUGGGGGCGCAGCGCUGCCGGGAGUCCAGCGAGCUCCCGGGAAGCCUCAUCGCAGGGGUCCGGGUGCCUGGGGAGACAGCAGGCCCCGCCCACGGCGGCCGGCCCCCACCGCCACCCAGACACCCACUCCAAGUCCGGCCCAGCGCCACCCCCGGGGCAAAUCCACCACCCUGGGCCCAGCCGAGAUGGGUGCCCCAGCGUGUGUGCACGCACUCCUCACCCAGGCGCGUGGGCCGGGUCUCCGCUGACAGCGACCUAGCGCCCGCUGCCCUCUGGUUUCUGGGUCUCAGUCAAGGGCGCCUGGAGCAGCUGGAGGAGAAGGUCUCGGAGCUCGAGAAGCAGCUGGUGUCAUCCCAGGAGGUGCUGAACACAGCACGGCUGCAGGGGGACGUCCUGGAGAGCGAGGGGGAGGGUCCGCGCAGCGCCCUGGCCCGGGCCGAGUCCAGCAAAACCGACCUGGAACUGCUCGCGUGCCAGCCCAAGGCGGAGGCGGUGGGACAGAGGCACUCCCCCGCUGACAUAGGGCCGGCUCAGGACAAAGGCUCCCGGAGCCACCGGGUCCUGCAGGUGAGACGAGGGCCCAGGGGGACGGACCUUGCCCGAGCCUCGCUUCCCCAGAGUGGCUGGUGUGGGGGGCGGGCCCUGCACACGGACCCCUCCCCGCCCCUCUGGCAGCAGCUGGCGCGGGCAGAGCAGCGGUUGGAGCUCGUGCGGGCCGAGCGGAGGGGCCUGCAGCAGGCCUGCGAUCGCCUGGAGGGGCGGCUGGAGAGACUGGAGGGGCAGGUGGUUUGGCUCCGGCAAGAGCGGGCCCAGCUGUGGGAGCAGGUGGGCCAGGUCACAUGCAAGAAACAGGCCUUGGAGGAGCAGCUGGCCCAGAGCAUGCAGGACCAGGAGGCCCACAUGGAUGAUCUCCAGAGGGCCCUGCAGGAGAAGGAGGCUUUGUCUGAAGAGUGGACCCAGCUGCUGGCCAAGCAGGAGGCCCUGGAGAGGCAGGGCCAGCUCACAGCUGAGGAGGCAGCUGACCUCAGGGCCCAGAGGGACCCCCUGGAGAACAGUCUCUUUGAGGCCCAGCAGCUGGUGUCACAGCUGCCGUCACAGCAGGAGCAGCUGGAGGGAGAGGCCCAGAGUGCGAGGCUGGCCCGGCAGGCCCUGCGAGUGCAGAUGGAGCAGCUGAAGAGCACCUGGGAGGUCCAGGAGACGAAGCUGCCGGGGAACACGGGGCGGCUCUUGCAGCACGUGGUUCAGCGGGAGCAGGACGCGCAGCUGGCCCUGGAUAGCCAGGCGCUGGCCCCCCUCGAGGACCUAACCCGGCUCCAGAGGGAGAAGGAGACCCCGAGUCUGUCUCUGACGGAGGAGAAGGAAGCGGCUGCACGCAGGCUGGAACAGGAGAAGGAGCUGGCGGCAAAGAGUGCAGCCAAGAGGGAGGCUCUGAAGGAGGAAAUGCAGAGCCUGCAGCGCGCGCGGGAUAAGAGUCUGCCUCGUCUGGAACGUGAGAUGCAGCAGGCCCCGUCUCUGAGAGAAGCGGAGACCAGCCAGCUGAGGGAGGAGCUGUCCAGGGCCACGUGGGAGCUGGAGCUGGUGCAACAGGAGGCCCAGGGCCGGCAAGAGCGAGCCGAGGCCACCAUCAGCGCCACGACCGCAGACCUGAAGGCCCUGCAGGCCCACUUUGAGGACGCCAUCUCGGCCCAUCAGAGGGAGGCCAGGGCUCUGGGCGAGAGGCUCCGGGAGAUGGCGGCCCAGCGGAGCAGCGCCAGGAGAGAGGCCGAGAGGCUGCGGGCACAGCUGGACGAGGCCCAGGAGGGGCUGGCCGCCCUGCGCCGAGAGCUGCAGGGCAGCGAGGAGAGCCGGGAGACCCUGCACAGGGAGGCCCGGGACGCCCGCCGGGCGCUGGAGGAUGAGGCCCGAGAGAAGGACAUGCUGCGGGAUUCCAACACCGAGCUGCGGGCCGCCAUCCGCAGAGUCGAGCACGAGAAGGCCAGCUUUCAGCGUUCCAGGGACGAGAAGGCACAGAGGGUGCUGGUCCUGGAGGAGGCCCGGGCAGCGGCUGAGAAGGAGGCCGGCAAGCUGCGGACCCUUCUGCAGGGGACGGAGCAGGCAUGGGCAGGCGCCCGCCGGCAGCUCCAGGAGCUGCGCAGACAGGUGACGUCACUGGAGGCCGAGAACCAGAGGAAGAGCCACGAGCUGCGCUGGCUGCAGCAGCAGAGCCGGCAGGAGGUGCUGCAGCUGCAGAGGCUGGCGGCCGAGGCACAGGCGGCCAGAGAGGGCCGCCAGAGGGAGGUCCUGAGGCUGCGGCAGACGCUGGCGGCGGUGGAAGGCAGGGCCGAGGCCCGGGAGGAGCGCCUGGCGGGGCGCCUCCGCGAGAGCCGGGGCGCCGAGCGGAGCCUCCGGGCCCAGCUGCACGGUGUCACCAGGAAGCUGCAGCAGGCCAGCAGCGCGGCCGCCGGCCUCCAGGCUCGCCUGGACAGGGCCUGCCACCGGGCCGGCAGUCUGGAGCAGGAGCUGGCCCGGGCCGGGGGCGCCAGGCGGGAGGCGGAGGCCCAGCUGGGCCGGCUGCGGUCCACGCUCUGCCUGGGCCUGGGGCUCCGGGGACAGAGCCCCACGGCCUCCCCCACCAAAGGCUCGGGGGGCACCCGGGGCUGCCCCGGGCGGCCCCGCUCGCCGCUCCGAUGGCCCUCGCCUGCCCCGCGAGACCGCAGCACAGAGGGGGCUGUGGCCUCCGUGAGGGACGCCCUGAGGGACUUGGCGCAGAAGCUGCAGGACGCCCUGAGGCAGCGGGAUGCCUGGCGCUGCCAGGUGGGCAGCCUUAGCAGCCGGCUGAGCGAGGCCGAGAGGGAGCGUGCCCGAGCCCAGAGCCGCGCGGGGGAGCUGCAGAGAGCGCUGGCCAAGGCAGAGGAAGGCCGGCGCCAGGCGGAGGGUGAGCUGAGCAGCUCCCAGGCUGUGCGGGCCCUGCAGGAGGAGGUGCCCCCGAGGCUGGAGCACCUGGCAGGCGCGGAGGAACGGAGGCUCCAGAAGCACGUGGAAACGAGGCACCAGGCCCUGGACGAGAGCAGGAGGCACAGGCAGGGCCUGGCCCAGAGGGCGCUGCUAGAGGAGAAGGUCGCCACCCCCGGAGCGCAGGUGAGGGGGGCCCUGCGGCAGGUCCAGAAGGUGGAGCUGGAGCAGGCCUAUGCCCGGCGGCUCCGGGAGCUGGCCACCCAGCACCAGCGAGACCUGGCGGUGGGGGCCAAGCAGCUGCACGGGGCCCAAGUACAGGCCGCACAGGCCCUGGCCUCCCGAGAGAGGACCCACCAGCAGCGGGUGAAGGUGCUGGAGAAGCAGGUGGCCAGCCUGAAGGAGCAGCGAGACCAGGAAGUGCAUCAGCGGCGACGAGCCUGCCUCAGCCAGGCCUUCCGGGCCAAGAACUCUGUAAACAUGGGGAAACACGUGGAAAACAUUUCCACCAACUGGAGCCAAAAACAUAAUGUCCCGCAGGGCCCAGCUACCACAUCCCUGCACACAGGGGCGGCAGGACCUCCGCCUGAGGGUCUGUCCCGGAACUGCUUUGUGGACAAGGCACCUCCUCCGGGCUGGCCCCACACGGGCGGCUGGGGACCCACGGAGGUGGAGGACGAGGAGGAGGAGGAGGAGGACGAUGGCCCCGGCCGCAGGGCGCGCCCGCAAAGCCCUCUCCUCGCCGGCCAGGACACCUCCGGGGGGGCGCGGGGCCGUGGCUGA